Molecule: messenger RNA, 2082 nt
Organism: Aspergillus thermomutatus
Lineage: Eukaryota; Fungi; Ascomycota; Eurotiomycetes; Eurotiales; Aspergillaceae
Exons: 1
Coding region: 1-2082 (693 amino acids)
Biological process (GO): nucleoside metabolic process
Molecular function (GO): catalytic activity
Source: RefSeq, a predicted model, not a curated record
AUGCCCAACGCUUCAAUAUCAUUAAAACCCAAGGCUUCGACCGUCCCAGAGCCUUCUCCAGAUGUCACUGAGUACCAUGUCGGCUGGAUCUGUAGCUCGACAAAGGAGUUUCUUGCGGCCUUGAAGAUAGUGGAUGAGAGUCGUGAUGAUAAACAAAGGCCAGGUUAUAAGCUAGUGCGCAUCCAAGAGCACAACGUUGUGAUCAAUAAGCCUUAUUCGGAUUCAACAUUGGAUUUCCGAGCUCGUGCAGUGGCUACGGAUAUGAAAAAAAGCUUUCCCUGGAUCCGGUUCGUCUUAGCCGUGGGUAUUGCUAGCAGUACACCCAAAAGCAAAGAGAAAGUCCAGCUGGGGGAUGUUGUGGUCGGGACGAACAUCGCGUCUUACGGAGGCGACAGCGCCUCGACGACUGCUCCUGAUCGGAGACAGAGCCCAACCAAAACGUUACUGCUGGCCGGGAUAGCGGAGAUGAAAAUCAGGAUAGAGCAAGCUAGGAUAGAGCAAGGGCUGGACAUCCGGGACUUCAUUGAAGAGAUCAUCCGAAACACAAAAGUCACCGUCGGCUGCUCUCGACGGCCAGAGAAUCCUGACCUUUCCCAGGGCCAUAGAAGGUUCGACUCGCGCCCGAAUCACAUUCACACAUCAACUCAACCGGUCAGGAUCCACUAUGGCCCAGUCGCACCCGUCCAGAGCGUCACGGAAACCACACAAAUGGGAAGCCAGAUCACCGUGGAGAACAGUGUUCUCCGUUUUGAUAUGGGAUCUGCAGAUUUACUGGCAGCAGGCAUUGAUUGUCUUUCAUUCUGUGGCAUUAGUGACUAUGCGCAAUCGCAGGAGGGCGAUGCCCAGCACGAUUACGCUGCUCUUGCUGCUGCGGUGUGCGCAAGAGAAUUCUUGACCUGUAUCCAUUGCGAGACAGUGGUCCAAAUCAAAGUCACAGUGUCUCAGAAGCAGAUGGAAGAUAUAAUGGACGGCGUGGUGAAACGGCUGCAGAGGGUCACGGGGGGCAACAAGGUGAAGGAAACAACCGCCGCGGUCGAAGACGCUCAUAGGAAAAUCGACUUGCUCUACGAAUUCGUGGAAGACCUGCCUGAAAUGGCAAAAAAGCGGGUUGAGGACGUGCAAAAUUGCCUGCAGUACAUGAAAGACGUCGAGGCAAGAUUGGACGGCACUCUCAAGGAACUGAGCAGUAGGAUUAGUCGCCAAGAGGAGCUGGCGCCGGACUAUGCGACGAAGGAGGAACUGAGAGGACUGAGGCAAAUGGUCGACACCAAUCGCUCGAGGCUUGAGCGUUUAUCCAAGAAGGCAGAGAAUAUUCUCGGCAUGAGCAGCGACAUCCUUGGGGAUGUUGCCCAAACGACCGGCAUUGCGAACGUGGAAGAAGCUGCGAAAUGGACAGCAUUUGCACAGCGGCAAACCAGUAUGCUCCCGAAACUCGCUGACUUUAAGCCCAGUGGUCUAUGGAGACCUAGCAAAGGAAAUGCACGGCAAUCUUCCACGGCAAAUGACUCUGGUCCAAUGAGUCCUCAGGCUGGGCCACCAACUCAACUAGACCCAACCCCAGAGAACAAAGACCGGUUGUUCAGAAAACCCAAGGAACUCUUGACCGGAAUUUAUCGCCGUAGUCCCACUUGUGGGUCUGCCACAAGCCAAGACCAAGACAAUGCGACUACUGACCUGUCUGACUUGCCGGGAGGAAGUAAUCAAAGUCAGAAUCAGUCCGAGACCAGGAGGCCAACUCCCGCGCCAGUUCAAACAAACCACGUCGGCGACGGUGCUUCUGAAAGAAGCCUCUCAUCAAUUGUAUCACCCUCUCAUUCUGGACACAGUAGCAUUUUCAGUAAUGCAGCUACAGUCGGCUCGCGAGAAACUAUGUCCACUUCGCCCGAUGUGCCGCCGCUGCCGCGUGUCUUGCUUUCAUCUCCCAGUCAAGCUUUCAAUGAUCAACCUAGUCCGUCACCAAGUCGUGACUCGCCUGACAGUGGGGUGGAUACGAGGAGUAAUGGAGACGUCAAAUCGAUCGCAGCCAAAUUCGAGGCUUCGAUGGGUAAACUUCCACUCCAUCGGCCGAAGAGACAUGAUUGA